AUGGCGCGUCGAUGCAGCAGUCUUCCGGUACCAAGAGAACGGGCAAUUUACCGUCCUACUUCUGAAGCGUGCCAACGGCACGGCCACACAUGGAUAACGACUAUCGCCGAUUCCCUGAAGCGCAGAGUCCUCGACAAGACAGGUCUUGGACUCCAGGGCUACUACCACAUCCGGGAAGUAGAAUCAUUGACGUGGGGAUCUGAAGAACAGGUAAUUACGAAACUCAACUUUGUGAUCCAUGAUACAUCUGCCAACAUCGUCGCAAUCCACGCUCUGAAUUAUUCGACCAUCAAUGGGUGGAGGAGGAACGAAUUGACUCUCUCUCUCAUCCCUGUCGCAAUGCAGGAUGUGAUACGCGAGGGAUUUGAGCCACACCGCUAG
Messenger RNA from Penicillium psychrosexuale, 381 nucleotides. Its product is annotated as Dehydrogenase E1 component. The record is from RefSeq and is a predicted model, not a curated record. The transcript is spliced from 2 exons. Bases 1 to 381 code for a protein of 126 amino acids. NCBI's taxonomy places the organism in Eukaryota, Fungi, Ascomycota, Eurotiomycetes, Eurotiales, Aspergillaceae.